AUGGAAAAAGGAAAUUGCUCCUCAUUGACUGAAUUCAUUUUAGUUGGAAUUACUAAUAACCCUAGGAUGAAAGAAACACUAUUUAACAUGUUUCUACUUAUUUAUGUAAUUAAUCUCCUGGGAAAUCUUGGCAUGAUCAUCUUAACCAGAAUGGACUCCCAGCUUCAUACACCAAUGUACUUUUUCCUCAGCAACCUCUCUCUCUGUGACCUCUGCUACUCCACAGCACUUGGACCCAAGAUGCUGGUGGACAUAUUUAGCAAGAACAAGUCAAUCCCUUUUAUCAGUUGUGCUCUCCAGUUCUUCAUUGCCUGCACCUUUGUAGACUCGGAGUGCAUGCUGCUGGUGGUGAUGGCCUUUGACCGGUACAAGGCCAUCGGCAGUCCCCUGCUGUACAUGGCCCACAUGUCCAGCAGGCUGUGCUCCCUGCUGGUGGCUGCGGUUUACCUGGUGGGGCUGACAGACGCUCUGAUCCACACCACACUGACAUUCUGCCUGUGUUUCUUUGGGUCUAAUGAGAUCGAUCAUUUCUUCUGUGAUAUCCCACCCAUCUUAUUACUGUCUUGCUCAGAGACACAGAUAAAUGAACUAGCCAUAUUCACCAUUUUUGGGUUCACUGAACUGAGCACCAUCUCAGGAGUCCUCGUCUCCUAUUGUUACAUCAUCUUAUCCGUCUUAAAGAUCCACUCUGCUGAGGGGAGUUUCAAAGCUUUCUCCACAUGCACCUCCCAUUUAACUGCUGUCGCAAUUUUCCAGGGAACCGUGCUCUUCAUGUACUUCCGGCCCAGUUCUUCCUACUCCCUAGACCAGGACAAAAUGACCUCACUGUUUUACACCCUGGUGAUUCCCAUGCUGAACCCUCUGAUCUACAGUUUAAGGAAUAAGGAUGUAAAAGCAGCUAUUGAAAAGCUGAAAAGAUGGUUAUAA
This is a messenger RNA of Fukomys damarensis (Damara mole-rat), 927 nucleotides long. Its product is annotated as olfactory receptor 5W2. Bases 1 to 927 code for a protein of 308 amino acids. NCBI's taxonomy places the organism in Eukaryota, Metazoa, Chordata, Mammalia, Rodentia, Bathyergidae. The transcript has a single exon. Gene Ontology annotation, molecular function: olfactory receptor activity; odorant binding; G protein-coupled receptor activity. The record is from RefSeq and is a predicted model, not a curated record. Gene Ontology annotation, biological process: G protein-coupled receptor signaling pathway; sensory perception of smell. Gene Ontology annotation, cellular component: membrane.